Molecule: messenger RNA, 1839 nt
Organism: Raphanus sativus (radish)
Lineage: Eukaryota; Viridiplantae; Streptophyta; Magnoliopsida; Brassicales; Brassicaceae
Exons: 9
Coding region: 324-1292 (322 amino acids)
Source: RefSeq, a predicted model, not a curated record
UCUCUUGAUUGAACACUCGUCGAUAGAUCGAUCGCUCGGCCUCAAACCUUAGGAGGAUACGCGAGAUUCUUCUUCAGUUACAUCGUUUUUUCCGAUUAUGAGCUCGAGUUCUUCGUUGAAUCGAACAAUAUUUUCAAAAUAUUAGUCUAAUGUUUCACAUUACUAAUAAACAAGAAACUCACUAAAUCGUCUGAAGUCAUGCUUGUUGAUCUUUAAACUUAGUUCUUAUAAUUUGAAAGUCAUGUUUUGUGUUCCUCAGGUGUACCCCUUUCCAGAUCAUCCAUGUCAUUGGGAACUUUUGUAGGAUAUGGUCAGUUUAUUCUAUGUACCGCUACUUGAAUCAGACUGGAGCGCCUGUUGUUCUCUUCCUCUUCUGCUGUCUCAUGCCGUCAUCCAUCAUCUUCUUGAUACUUCAUCAUCCAUGGAAAGGAAGGGCACUUUCCAAUCAACAGAUUGUACCUUCUCUUAUCAAUGGGGUCAUCACAGCUCUCUACUUCAUCUUGUGGGGACAAGGUCUUAAGCCUUGUGGACCGCUUAGAGCUAUCUUGUCAGAGUACUCUGGUGCUGUUUUUGGAGUACUUUCUGGAGUACUAUACGUACGAAGAGGCCAUGUCUGGCAAAAGGUAGGUGGCCUUAUUGCAAUGCUGGUAGCUCUGUUUUUCUUGUCUCAAGGAUGGGCGACAUCAUCUCUCUCUCCGUUUUCCUCAAAAGAUAGUACGGAAAUCAAAGAGGAAGAAGUAUUGUUAGCACAAGCACUAGGGCUGCUCGGAAUGAUGAUGCCCGUUUUUGCUGGAAUCUUAUCUGCAUUAAGGCGAGUUAUUGCGCGGCGUGUUUCUCUUAAGAACCAGCGGAAGAAACGACUUCAUGCGAUAACCAUUACUUCUGCAACAUGUUUCUUGUUUCCUUUGGCGAUGUGGGACCUUGUCAUAGGGACGUCUUCAGGGAAAACAGUCGAGCUGCCAUUUUCUGUGUGGGCUUUCCUUAGCACCAUUGCUUUCGGGAUCAUUCUAAUAUUCUACGUUGACAAUAUCGCAGAACAGAGAUUGCAUAUGGUGUUUUCUUCCCCAAGACAUUUAAUGGUAGCAGGAGCAUGCAUAAUCGUCAUGGAGAUUGCUUACGAGAUGGACUUUUCUCUUCCUGGUUUCAUUGUCUGUUGCUUAGUGUUAGGGUUUGGAAUAUUCGAAGCAACAUCUCUAGAACGAAGCAAGAAAGACUCUUCCAUAAAAUCAGAAGAUCAGUCAAACGGAGUCCUUGAUAGCGACUUUGAUACUUCUCCAAUUCUUCCAAUAUAGACAGAAGAUGUAAGAAAAAAGGUUGUAAGGAAGCAGUUUAUAGAUCGAAGGACGGAUCAGUGAAUGGGUCACCAUUAGAUACUCAUGAAAAUUGAGAUGGUGAUAUGGACAAAUAAAAUUUUAGAAUCAUGAGGAAGGGUUGAGAAUGGGGAGAAGAAAAUCAUGGAAAGCAAAAAGUUAAAGGGAAAGUGAUGUGAUUGCGAAAAUAUGGUGAGAACAUAUGGAAGUGAACGAUCCAAAGAAUCAGGAGUUGUAAAUCAACAGUGGAGAGUAGAAAGGAGAGUACUGCAUGAGAUGAAAGGCAUGAGUCGAGGAUGGCAACUUGAGUGGUAUCAUGAAGAGAAACGGUAUUUAGAGGACGUAUACGUAAAGAGAAAGUAGUAGGAAAAUGAGAGAUUUACAUUCUAUGUCACUUUUUAAGUUUUUUAGGAAAAUGAGAGAUUUACAUUCUAUGUCACUUUUUAAGUUUUUAUUACAAUGUAAGUCAUUUAUGACUGCUGAGGUACUUUUCUUUAACCAAGAUAAAACCAGAAACAUCUUGUUUGGU